Prunus armeniaca (apricot) is the source of this 2109-nucleotide messenger RNA. Lineage: Eukaryota; Viridiplantae; Streptophyta; Magnoliopsida; Rosales; Rosaceae. The record is from the annotation of a GenBank genome assembly.
AUGCAUACCCUUCUGCUUCAAUCGUUGUUUCCCUUGCUCUUGAUCACUUCCUUUCUUUCGAUCAACGUUGAGUUAAGUCUAUGCCAGGACAACGAACAAUAUACAAACUGCAGCGAAGCUAUUAACUGCGGUGGCAUCGGAGGCAUCUCAUACCCCUUUUGGGGAGUAAACCGGGCUAAUUACUGUGGUCUGCCGGGGUUCGAGGUCAAAUGCCUAGAGAAUGCCCCCAUGAUCAACAUGUCGAAUAUCAACUACAGAAUUCUUAAAACGGACUCUAGUGCUCCCUCUGUUACAGUUGCUAGGCAGGACUAUUGGGGAACUAUCUGUCCUCAGACUUACGUCAACACCAGCAUCAACUUCUCUCUGUUUAAUUAUCCUUCUGGGCUUACAAACCUGACCUUUUACUACGCGUGCAAUUCAACUGUCCCGGGGCUGGAGGUUAACUUUACUUCCCAAGUUUGCAGUACGAACAACGGUGACAUUGCUGUUUGGUCUUUCACCCGGAGUCUCCCAGUUGAUGUAGCUGCUCUUGCUACCCGCGCCUGUACAGCUGGGGUCAGUGUUCCGGUUUUUACUACAGCUGCUCUGGCUCUAGAGGCCAAUCGAACAACUAUCCAGGAAGUCGUAGAUGAGGGCUUUGAAUUGGGAUUGGAGAUUGAUAAUGUUGAAUGCAACAGUUGUGUGGAAUCAGGAGGGAAGUGUGGGCAUAACGCUACUGGUGGAUUCAGUUGCUUUUGCCUGGAUCAGGCCUAUGCAGCCGAAUGUAAUGCAACUGCACCCAGAGCACAAGGAAAAAAGAAGGAUAUCGCAAUGGGUUUGGCUACUGGAUUUUACGUGAUGGUAAUCAUUCUUUGUAGUAUAUGCAUAUGGUGGAAGCGAAAUGUCCGAAAAUCGCUCCCGCACAUAUCAAGCGAAAGAAUGGUCUCAUUCGUCCAGAAAGAUAAGAGGGAUGAGUUUGAUGUUGAGGCAUUUAUAAGGAACUAUGGAUCGCUUACUCCAAAGCGGUAUACCUAUGAAAAUGUCAAGAAAAUGACAGACUCUUUCAGAGACAAAAUAGGUAAAGGUGGAUAUGGAACUGUGUACAAAGGCAGGCUACCUGAUGGGCUUCUGGUGGCGGUCAAAGUCCUAAGCGAGUCCAACGGUAAUGGAGGAGAAGAUUUUAUUAAUGAAGUUGCUAGCAUUGGUAGAACCUCCCAUGUCAACAUAGUCACUCUUUCUGGAUUCUGUUAUGAGGGGGACAAUCGAGCUUUGAUUUAUGAAUACAUGCCUAAUGGAUCUCUGGAUAAAUUCAUACAUAAGCACGGAUCUGGAAUGGCAAAUUUUCGCUUAGAAUGGAAAACACUAUCUGAAAUUGCAGUUGGUAUUGCGCGAGGACUAGAAUACCUACACCGUGGAUGUAACACAAGAAUUUUGCAUUUUGACAUAAAACCACAGAACAUUCUUCUCGACAAAGAUUUUCGCCCAAAAAUCUCUGAUUUUGGCCUUGCCAAAUUAUGUAAAACGAAGGACAGUAUUGUAUCGAUGAAUGGGGCAAGAGGAACUGCAGGAUACAUUGCACCAGAAGUGUUUAGCCGGAACUUUGGUGGAGUAUCUCACAAAUCUGAUGUUUACAGCUACGGUAUAUCUAGAGCUAGAAAGGAUGAAAAUGCAUUUGGGGCAAUCACAGAGGAGGAAAAAGAAAUAGCAAGAAAGAUGGUAUUAAUAAGUCUGUGGUGCAUUCAGACCAUUCCUUCUGAUCGGCCAUCAAUGAGCAAAGUUGUAGAGAUGUUGGAAGGACCCCUUCAUUCCUUGCGAAUUGCACCCAAACCUUUCUUGUUUUCUCCUACAAUAGCUGCAGAAGACUGUAUGACUACAACCAGUGGCGGAUCCACCAUGAGGUCAAUAGCUGCAGAGGAUUGUAUGACUACAACCAGUGGCGGAUCCACCAUGGGGUCAAUGGUGUCAGACGGCCCCAUGGCAGCCCUGGAAAUGGCUUUGAGGUCCCAUGUUGGCCUUGGCAGCCAUGGGAGACGACCCCAUGGAGAAGAAGACAUGCAAGCUGUGAGGGAGAAGAUAGAGGGAGGAAGAAAAGGGAAAGAGAGGGAGGAAGAAGAAGAAGACAAUGACUGA